AUGGGUCCCCGACGUGGCAUCACGUGGGACGCCCGCAAGGCAAUUGUAUUGGCGAUGGGACUGCUCAUUGUGUCCUACUUCUUCGUCAUGAAUGUCUUGUUUGACCUGUCGCCCCAGAAUCCCUCACACGGGACGUCGCAGACGAACGCACCUGGAAAACUUGAAGAUUCAGCUCGCGAGGAGGAGGAAAAGAGCGGGAUCUUAGCCACAAAGAAACUGCCCAUUGAGCCCCGAGCUGACCGUAAAUACGUGUGGCUGGAUGUCGCAAUUGACGACAAAGACGUGGGCCGGGUUACAAUUGAGCUGUUCGCUGAUCAUGUACCGAAAGCCGCGGAGAACUUCCGUGCGUUAGUAACGGGCGAGAAGGGACCCGAGUAUUCAUACAAAGGCAGUGUGUGUCACCGCAUUAUCAAGGACUUUAUUGUUCAAUGUGGAGAUUUUACGCGCGGCACGGGGACUGGCGGUCGCAGUAUCUACGGUGCCGCAUUCGACGAUGAACCGAAUGGACUGCGACUCCAGCACUCGAAGCGCUAUUUGCUGCAGAUGGCCAACUCUGGGCGCAAUACGAACGGCAGCCAGUUCUGUUUCAUGCUAAAGGCAGCGCCGCAUCUCAAUGGCAUGCACGUGGUGUUUGGGGAGGUGAUCGACGGCUUUGACGUUGUGGAUAAAAUGGAGGGAGCAGGCGUGGAAAAAGACGGCACCCGUCUGCAACACAAGGUGAGCUUUACGGACGGCGGGGAACUUUUGUUCUAG
Molecule: messenger RNA, 753 nt
Organism: Peronospora matthiolae
Lineage: Eukaryota; Oomycota; Peronosporomycetes; Peronosporales; Peronosporaceae
Source: the annotation of a GenBank genome assembly